Molecule: messenger RNA, 2131 nt
Organism: Rubroshorea leprosula
Lineage: Eukaryota; Viridiplantae; Streptophyta; Magnoliopsida; Malvales; Dipterocarpaceae
Source: the annotation of a GenBank genome assembly
GAACCUUCGAUUUCGCUCUCCACUCCCAACCUUUCUUCUCCGGUUGAUCGCCGUCAAUCAGAUUUUUCGUCUUCAAUCUCCAAGCUUCAGUUCCUAACAGGCCAAAUUAAGCUCAUCCGACUUCUUGAUAUCGUUGAGGCUUGAAAAAUGAACGAGAUUAGGUCGAUCAAUUCAUUUUGGGAUUUCAGACAGGGAUUGCUUAAUGCUCUUUCAGGAAAAGUUGGAAAAAGGAUGGGUAUGCUAUGGCUUCCUCUGGAGUCGUCGUACUGCAUUUCAAGCACGGAAUGUUUUACAAGGAAGCAUACAUACAAUGGCUAAAAGGGUAGAUGUCAAAGUUCAAGUUUAGAUAUGCCCGUAGAGGGGAUAAUCAAUCAUUCUGCUCGUGGGUUUGGAGGUUCUUUUAGCAAAGAAUGAGGAAUCUGAGUAACUACAGCAGAGAAUGCUCUGAGGGAGAAUGCUUUGAGGUCACUUGAAUUCUUAGGCAUGGACCACAAUUAGUGGAAUAGCUUGGGACUUGGAAGGCACCGUAUUCGAGAGCUCAAUCAACUUCUAAAGUCAAAUAUGGGCCGUGGCAAUUCUCAAGCUGCUGAUUUGGACUUCACCCAAAGCGUAGAAAAUUUAGAAUCAUCUUCUUCUGGUCAAGGUUCUAGUAAAGGGAAAGGGGUUUUGUACUCUUGCAAAUAUUGCAGCAAAGACAUAACAGGACAGACCCGAAUUAAGUGUGCUGAAUGUCCUGAUUUUGAGCUAUGUGUACAAUGCUUUUCAGUUGGAGUUGAGGUGACACCUCACAAAAGCAACCAUUGUUACAGGGUUAUGGAUAGUUUAUCAUUCCCACUUUUCUCCCCUGACUGGACUGCAAAUGAUGAAAUAUUGCUUCUAGAGGGACUUGAGAUGUAUGGCCUGGGAAACUGGGCAGAUGUUGCUGACCAUGUGGGCACAAAGAGCAAAGAACAGUGCAAUGAACACUAUACAAAUGUAUAUCUGAAGUCUCCAUGUUUCCCUCUGCCGGAUAUGUCUCAUAUGGAUGGCAAAAACAAAGAGGAGAUUGCUGCCAUGGCUAAAGGAAAUGGCAAAGACAAGAAAGAGGUUGAAUCUGGGGCAUGCUCUAGCACUGCAGCAACCACAGCCCACAUAAAAGAUGACCCCAGUGCUGUUAAAAUGGAAGAUCCCCAAGAUGACAGGAAUUUGAGGGGGAAGAAACCAAGCUCUUCAAGAAAUGAUGACCCUGCUUUUAUGGAGAUAAGUGGCUACAACCCUAAAAGACAGGAGUUUGAUGUUGAAUAUGAUGAUGAUGCAGAGAAAUUGUUGGUUGACAUGGAAUUCAAGGACACUGACACAGAAGAAGAGCGUGAGCUUAAGUUGCGAGUGUUGCGCAUCUACAACAAAAGGCUGGAUGAAAGGGAAAGGAGAAAGAAGUUCAUAAUCGAAAGAAAUUUGCUUCAUCCAAAUCCUUUCUUCAAGGACCUGUCUCCUGAAGAGAUAGCACUAUGUAGGAGGUAUGAUGUCUUCAUGCGCUUUCAUUCGAAGGAAGAACAUGAAGACUUGCUACAGACCAUUGUUAAUGAGCACAGAAUUUUGAAAAGAAUUCAAGAACUGAAGGAAGCCAGAGCUGCUGGUUGUCGAACAUCAGCUGAGGCCGACCGGUAUCUUGAACAGAAAAGGAAAGGGGAAGCUAAAGAGUUAUCCCAGGGAGAAAAAGGUGCUCAAGCUGGUACAAGCAGUCAGGGAGGACCAGGUUCAUCUGCACCUGCAGGACAGGGUUCAUCCAGCAGUGUCAGUGUUCUGGAUAUGAUGGGAUUCCAGGAAACUGAACUUCUCUCCGAACCUGAGAAGCGCUUAUGCAUCGAAGCUAGAUUACCUCCACCAGUUUAUCUAAAGAUGCAACAGGUUAUCUCGAAGGAGGUCUUCAGCGGCAGGGUCACCAAGAAAUCUGACGCUCAUCACUUGUUCAGGAUGGAACCGAGCAAGAUUGAUAGAGUUUAUGACAUGCUUGUGAAGAAGGGGCUUGCUCCUCCAUGAGACCUUAAUUCCUGUCCUUGAUCCUUUUUUUUUUUUUAUAAUUGUCCUAGACAAUUGUAAGAUCCUCUUUGUGGUCUAUCAUUUUUCAUACAAAUAAAUAAUGAAAAAUAAU